Molecule: messenger RNA, 1467 nt
Organism: Closterium sp. Naga37s-1
Lineage: Eukaryota; Viridiplantae; Streptophyta; Zygnematophyceae; Desmidiales; Closteriaceae
Source: the annotation of a GenBank genome assembly
AUGAUUACGGCCCGGAAAGCUCUAGAGUGCUUGGACGAAGGUCAAAUCAAUCUCAAGCAAUGGGUGCAACCCCUGGUUGCCGAGAACAACGCCCAAGCCAUCAAGGACCCGCGUCUAGACGCUCCCAAUGAUGUGAUCCUCAAGCUCGCCCGCUUCGCCCUCUCCUGCACCGCCACGCCCGUGGCCACCCGCCCCUCCAUGGCACGCAUUCUCUCCGACCUCAUCGCCAUGAAGGAAGAGUUUCUUGGCCCAGACCAAGACCCCCUGGUGGUGCGGAUAGACAGUGACCUGGAGAACCGCCGCGGGCCGACCUUCUCGCAGGAGAUUCGGCGGGCGAAUGCGGUGGCUUCGGAGUGGGAAGGGGGGUCAGGGAUGAGUGUUGGGAUGGGGUCGAUAGGGGAAAUGGAGUCCGUAGAUAGCGGUACCUUGGUGGUGCGCAUCGACAGCGACCUGGAGAAUCGCCGCGGGCCGAGAUUUUCAAGGGAGAUUCGGAGGGCGGAGGAGGUGGCUUCAGGGCAGGGAGAUGGGGCUUCGGUGUCGAGCGGUGCUAUGGGGUCGAGUGGGGUGGUCCCCUCCCCCCACUGCUGCAUCCGCAGCAGGGGGAUGGCAGAUCCCUUCCCCCCCACUGCGGCACCCGCAGCAGGGGGAGGGAGAGGAGAAAAGGGCGGAGAGGAGGGGGGGGGGGGGGGGGGGGGGGGGGCUGGUGCUGCAGGUCCCCUCCCCCCACUGCCGCAUCCGCAGCAGGGGGAUGGCAAAUCCCCUUCCCCCCCACUGCUGUACCCGCAGCAGGGGGAGUUUCCUCCCCCUCUCCCCGCCAUCCCCAUGGAGGGGGGGGAGGGGGGCGGGGGCGGAGCUGCACGUGCGACUGAAGGGCACGCGGGCAGGAGGAACCCCCUCUUGCCACCCCCUCACCCACCAUGGCGCAACAGGGCACCGGGGCCGCGGUUAGGGGCGGCAGGUCGCGAGGGGCCAUGGCUAGGGGCGACGGAGCCGGGCGCUGGGCAGGUACGGGGCCGGGCGCUGGGCAGGAACGGGGCCGGCCGCUGGGCAGGUACGGGGCCGGCCGCUGGGCAGGUACGGGGCCAGGCGCUGAGCAGGGACUGGGCCGGGCGCUGGGCAGGUACGUGGCCGGGCGCUGGGCAGGAAUGGGGCCAGGCGCUGGGCAGGGACUGGGCCGGGCGCUGGGCAGGUACGGGGCCAGGCGCUGGGCAGGUACUGGGCCGGUCGCUGGGCAGGUAUGGGGCCGGGCGCUGGGCAGGUACGGGGCCUGGCGCUGGGCAGGUACGGGGCCGGGCGCUGGGCAGGUACGGGGCCGGGCGCUGGGCAGGUACGGGGCCGGGCGCUGGGCGCGGAAUGGGGCCGGGCGCGGGGCUAGGUACGGGGCCGGGCGCGGGCAAGAGACGGGGCCGGGUGCUGGGCGAAGGACGGGGCCAGGCGCGGGCUUGGUACGGGCCGGGCGCGGGCUAG